Molecule: messenger RNA, 698 nt
Organism: Oryza sativa Japonica Group (Japanese rice)
Lineage: Eukaryota; Viridiplantae; Streptophyta; Magnoliopsida; Poales; Poaceae
Source: RefSeq, a predicted model, not a curated record
CUCUAGCACUCUCCACACCAUUCGUUCCUCUCCUCCUCCCCUAUAAAAACCCUCACACUCAUCAGCAACCUUCUCUGUACUGCGACCAACGACAAACACCACAAGCUAAGUAAGGAGUAAGUAGCUUUGCAAGAUUCAGCACAAAUGGGAUCGUUGGGCCCUGCUGUUGUGGUGAGCGCGAGCGCGGCGAAGAUGGCCGGCGGCGGGCAGCAGCCGUCGACGGAGAGGAAGGAGACGUCGUCGGCGUUCGGCGGCGGGUGCUGCGGCGGCGGCUUCCAGAUGCCGCUGCACUACCCGCGGUACAAGAAGGCGGACUACGAGGCGAUGCCGGAGUGGCGCGUGGACUGCCUCCUCCGGGAGUACGGCCUCCCCGUCGACGGCGGCGUGGAGGAGAAGCGGAGGUUCGCCAUGGGCGCCUUCCUCUGGCCCGACCAGUACUGAAGCUUGCUGUGCUUCGCCUUGGAGAUAUUCAGAAGCCGAUCGAGCAGGGUACCAGUAACUGCAUGAUGCUAAUUUGAUUAGGAGCGCUCUAUAUAUAUUAAUUAAUCUAUUAUGUGUUUUUAUUAUGCUGAGCUCGUGUUAAUCUGUCAUCCGCAUAUAAUGGCGCCAUGGAAAUAUGGAAUGAUGAUGUUGUAAAUAUUUCCUACUACUACGUUCAUAAAGAUAUGGAAGAAUACAUUAUUUUGCUCUUAAAUUAA